GGUACCAGACACAUUCCAAAAUGCACAUGUUUCGUCAAAUUUUGUGUUGUGAAAUCCUGAAAGUAGCCGUAAAUCUCCGUCUGUAAUUAAGUUAAUUACAAACAAAUACAAGUUAGAUCAUACACACAUUGUACUCAUAAGUUAUUGAUCAACAGUAUGGCCGAUCCAUAUGUUUUGGAAGAGUUAUCGAACUUUCUUUCCGUGUCCGCCCGUCCCGACUUGAAGGCGAGUGCUCUGCAAUACGUGGUGGGUCUAACGUCGUCUGCAGACGGCAUACAACUCUUGCAGUCUCACGCUAAGCUCCCGGAAGCUCUCGUAGCUUUAACUCAAGACACGGACGAUAAAACUUCGUCAGAUGCAUUUAAAUGCGUCGUCAACUUAACUGCGCAUAUUGUCGACGGCGGGGAAAGUACAAAUACGUUUGCAUCAGACAAGAAACUACUGUCGAUUUUGUUAAAGACUGUCGUUGACAAGUCCAACUUUAAUUCAGACAACGCGUGUAAAGUAUUGACAAACAUAACACGAGUUCCAGCAGGAUGCAGGCACGUUAUGGAGGUUUUACAAGAACAAGAUUUUCCAGUGAAGUUGGUAACGCUAGUGGAGACAUUUGGUACCAAGGACUACAACAGCAAGAAUUCAAAUUUGGACUAUCUUGGGACUGUUUUGUCCAAUUUGACCCAGCUACCAGAGGGAAGGGAAUUUGUUUUGGAUAAAGACAGAUGCGUUAUACAGAGAUUGUUGCCUUAUAUACACUACCAAGGAUCCGGUGUUAGGAGGCGGGGUAUUGUGGCUGCAUUGAGAAACUGCUGCUUUGAAACAGACUACCAUGACUGGUUGUUAAGUGAAGCAGUGGACAUCUUGCCCCAUCUUCUUCUCCCUCUUGCUGGCCCAGAGGAACUGACUGAGGAAGAGAUGGAAGGAAUGCCGGAGGACUUACAGUAUCUAGAUGAGGACAAGAAAAGAGAGACAAAUAAAGAUAUUAAAAAGAUGCUGAUUGAGGCAGUCAUGAAGCUAUGUGCUACCAAAUCAGGACGCAAGGUGGUCCAAGAUAAGCGGACAUACAUCAUAAUGAGAGAGUACCAUCAGUGGGAGAAGGAGCCUUCUUUAAUGCAACCAUGCGAGGACCUAAUACAGAUUCUUAUAGGUGAUGAGCCAGAACCAGGAAUGGAAAACCUACAGGAGGUUACAAUACCUGACAAAAUCGCAAAAUCAUUGGAAAACACUAGUUAAUAUCAAGUAUUGUUUGAAGCUUUGAAUGGUGUGGAGAAACAAGAAGAAACUUUAAAUAAAUAGUAAGCUUGUGGGUUCAACUAUGUGUACAUCUCUUAGAGUGAGUGUUGGCUCUGAAAAGAGCCGGUUGGGUCUCGACGUUUCGAACAGUAUACUCUGCUCGUCUUUAAG
This is a messenger RNA of Asterias rubens (European starfish), 1401 nucleotides long. Its product is annotated as protein HGH1 homolog. Bases 157 to 1230 code for a protein of 357 amino acids. NCBI's taxonomy places the organism in Eukaryota, Metazoa, Echinodermata, Asteroidea, Forcipulatida, Asteriidae. The transcript is spliced from 3 exons. The record is from RefSeq and is a predicted model, not a curated record.